Messenger RNA from Glycine soja, 705 nucleotides. Its product is annotated as nematode resistance protein-like HSPRO2. The coding region runs from base 1 to 705 and encodes 234 amino acids. Gene Ontology annotation, molecular function: heme binding; metal ion binding. The record is from RefSeq and is a predicted model, not a curated record. The transcript has 2 exons. NCBI's taxonomy places the organism in Eukaryota, Viridiplantae, Streptophyta, Magnoliopsida, Fabales, Fabaceae.
AUGAGCUACAACACAUUAUUUGCAUCUAAUCCCCAAGUCUUUGACAGAAAGCAAAGACAUGGGGAUGUAGCACAAAAGAUCCUUCUCUUAGUUGAAUGCCAAGUGAAGAGGUGUUCCUACACGUUAGGUUUAAGUGAGCUGAAACUAGCGGGAAAAUCAAGCUUGCUCUAUGACCUCAUGUGCAAGCUGAAUGAGAUCCACCUGCUAAAGACGACGUCGUACGAUGAGCGCUUGGAGAAUCACGAGAACCAUGCGUUGCACUGGAUCGUCAAGUCGUGGAUCCACACGUCGCAGAAGGUUCUAGAGAGAAUCGCAGACGCAGUCCUCUCCAUAACCUUCAAGAAGGUGGCGGAGGACUACUAUGUCGUGGAAAGGAUUUGGAAGCUUCUCACGGAGGUGGAGGACCUCCACCUGAUGAUGGAUCCGAACAAUUUCUUGAGGCUGAAGAAUCAGCUCUCGGUGAAAUCCUGCAGCGACGAAACGGCUUCGUUCUGCUUCAGGUCGAAGGAGUUGGUUGAACUGACGAAGAUGUGCAGAGAUUUGAGGCACAAGGUGUCGGAGAUAUUGGAGGUGGAGGUGGAUCCGAAGGGAGGAUCGAGGAUUCAAGAGGCGGUGAUGAAACUCUAUGUUUCAAAGAACGCGUUCGAGAAGGUUCACUUGUUGCAGGCGAUUGAGGAAUUAUCUAUUAAAAUACUGGAAUUUUAA